AGUUCAUAGUCGACAUCGGUUGCUUGCGGUCGCAGCUUGAGUUAGGAGCGUUUCAAAGCAUCCUUCGGUUAAGGUGUUAAGCUGUUGUAAGCAGGACCGCCAGUUCGUUCCAGUUGUUCCUAUGGAGCGCGCAACAACUGAUGAUGGCCGAUGAGUCGGUUAACGGAUUACAUAAAAUGGAGCAAAAAAUGUUACGAGCUGUGUGAUUUAUUGUUCAUGGAAAGGUUUGCUUAACUUUCAACCUGUUGCACAGUACGGGGGAAUAGGUUUAUCGGGUGCUUUGGAGAUGUGCUUAGAGUGUCUGAAGUGAUCAUGAACCAACUGUGCAAGUGUGGGGUCUGGUCCGGUGCUUUUCCGAGGAUGGCAAAAUUGCGAUGAGCUGCUGAGUGUGACUGAUUGCUUGUGGUGAGAGUGAAUCGUAGUGUAGUGCAGUGUGGAAGCAAUAAGACACGAUCAUGGUGAGCGAAAACUACACCCAGCUGCUGCUGGACGGUACGAGCAGGUUCAACCUGUCCGCGUUCAGUACCGCAGCCGGACCAACCGUGUCCCUGGAGGAGGAUCUUCAGACGCAGAUGAUGGUGUCGACGAUAGUGGCGAUCUUUUUCGGCUUCAUCGGCAUUACGGGGCUGCUCGGCAAUGCACUGGUCGUACUCGUUGUCCUAUCGAAUCCGCAGAUGCGCUCGACAACGAAUCUGCUCAUCAUCAACCUUGCUAUUGCGGAUCUACUGUUUGUAGUGUUCUGCAUACCGUUCACUGCCACCGACUACGUGCUCGCGUCCUGGCCGUUCGGUGAACUUUGGUGCAAAACCGUACAGUAUUUGAUCGUGGUGACGGCACAUGCCAGUAUCUAUACGCUCGUGCUGAUGUCACUGGACCGGUUUCUGGCGGUUGUGCAUCCGAUCGCGAGCAUGGUCAUACGGACGGAGAAGAACACCGUACUGGCUAUAACCAUCCUCUGGGUGGUGAUCAUCACCACCGGGCUACCCGUAUCCUUCGCGCAUGGAAUUAUUCGAUUCCAACACCUCGACCAGGUGGUGGAGACGUGCGGGUUCCUCGAAAAGGAUAGCCCCUCCUGGCCCGCCUUCCAUAUCGCGUUCUUCCUCAGCUCGUACGUGGUGCCGCUAAUACUGAUCAGCGUCCUGUACAUGUGGAUGCUGUCACGGUUAUGGCGAAGUUCGGUCGGUGGCCGAUCGGCGGAGUCGAAAAAGGGCAAAAAGCGCGUCACCCGGCUGGUGGUGAUCGUGGUGGCGGCAUUUGCUUCAUUAUGGUUUCCCAUACAGGUCAUCCUGGUGCUGAAAAGUGUGGACGUAUUCAAGGCAGACACACAUUUCAAAAUUUCACUACAAAUCGUAUCACACGUCCUGGCCUACACGAGCUCCUGUAUAAAUCCGCUCCUGUACGCAUUUCUGUCGGAAAACUUUCGGAAAGCUUUCCGUAAGAUUGUCUACUGUGGUCCAGGAAGCCGCCGCCAGGGAAGCCAGAGACAUAUGCCACUGCCAACGAAAACGACACGAACCGGCAGCUGUCCAGACAUUUUAUAACCGGAAGCAAUCGAGGAAACGUCCGUCACUUUCGUUUAAUGCACUCUCUGUUUCACACCCUGCCGUGGAGUGUGUCCGGUUCCGCAGGUUCCCCUCAUCGUACACAUCGCAAACAUCAAUAGAUCGAUACCAUGGGAGUAAACGGAAGACACAUGACGAUGGUCCAACAAUAAUGAGAAUCGAACCAACAAACAUCGUUUCAAAACAACCACUCUCCUGUUCAUCAUCUUUCUCGUCGUUAAUCAGCGGCUCCCGAUGUAGGCAUUAUCGAUGUUUGAUGAAUCACGACGAAAUUCACAUCAUGAAGCAGAAAGUAACUAAAAUUUUAUAUCCCUUUUACUUUAGUCCUUUUGGCUUAGUAUGUUGUUCCCAGUGUAUUUUAUUAUAAGUCUUUCUCAAACAAAUUGCAUGACGAAGUUCAAUGUGUUAUAAAUAAUGCAACAAGUGCAAGAUAAAUGGCAUUCAAAUCAAUAUUUUUCGAUAAUGUUUGCCAUUCUGACGGUAAGGAACGUUAGAGGGUUGUGUUUCGAUAUUUUUUUCCAUGCAAACAUAUGACACACGACCACACCUGCACAACGAUUUCCCGAGGUCAAACCGAUGCUGUGGAAAGUUACGAUUUGUUUCGAAAUUGUUAUAAUAAAACAUUAAGCAACGAACUGAACAUAUUAAGAGGUAGUAGGGCAAAAUAUAUUACGAUAGGCGUGUAGGAAAAACGGAGCGAAAUGUGUGCUGUGCUGUGGACCUUGUUAAUAGUAUGGUAAAUAUAAUUUAGAAACAAAACAGCAAGGGAAAACUUAUCUACAAUCGAAUUCUAAUGUAUAAGAGGCGGUAUAGUAUCGAAAACGGAUGAUUUUCAAUUAAUGCUUGAAGAACAAUACUGUAUGUAGUGCAUCUGUACGUGAAUAAAUUAGCGUAAAAAACCAACCAUAUAAUGAACACAGCUCGCAUUGAAUGCUAUUUCGCGAGGCGAGGAAAUGCUUGCUGUGUAGUGUUAGGAAAAUAUUGUCUAGUUGGUUUCAAGCUUUUUCUUACACCUAUACUAAGAGAACCCUAAGUAGAUGUUGGUGGAAAAAAACCCAACUUGCAACUAAACGUAGCGUAACAUUGCUUGUGGUGUGGAUUGUUUCCAGCUGGUUUGGCUACACACAAAUGAGCCCCUUUCGGUUUUCUGCCAAGAUCCAGUCAUGAAAGGUUUGUGAUGAAAAAAAAAACAAAACAGAAAAACAUAACUGUUGUGUAUUUUUUUGCUUGAUUUGUUCUGGAUCUUUUAACACACUGCUAGCUGAUACUGGAGCCCUUUUUUUCUGCUCACUCCCUGCUGGUACGUGAUGUUGAUAAAAUCGAUUCGGAUUGUUUCGGGUCACCAUUUCAGAUAAGUACGUGACAUCAAUCAUACCGUGGCACUUGUGGAACGAUCCUGCCAGCACUCCGGUGCACGCUUGUCGGACGCGUUUUUGUGCCGAAAAAUACGAUGUGCGGGGAAAAGCAGCCAGUGACCAGCUUGUUGUUGUACGUGUUGAGAAGCAUGCUAUCAACCAUAGCAAUCAACACACAUCCACACACACGAGCACCCAAAAAAGCUGGUGCUUACUGCAUUCCACCUUCGUUUCGUGCAGUUAAUGUUGGAAUUUUGCCGGCACCACUUUCACUGGCUGUCUGUUCCUUCCUGCCAAAGUCACGCAUUCUACAGCGCGCACUAAAUAGAAAGCUGUCACAAAGCUAUUUUCAUCAUCACCACGAUCAACAUCUGCAUACGUUCGGAGUUUUGAUACGGGAGGAAUUCGGAAACUUCACCAGCAAAACGAACUUCUGCUAAAAAGUUCAUCUCGGCGUGAGCUCGAGACACAUAUCACGGCCACAAAACGGGUAGCGCGUUCCGGCGCAGCAGUACUCAAAUGCGUCAUAAAUCACUCGCCGUCGUAAGCUCAAAAAUGCCCAUAUCAACACAUAACCAACUGUGCGUCCCGCGGUGUUGGGCUGGGCGUAGAAUGACAACGAGAACAGCAGCUUGCAAGCUGUGGCACGAACUUAUUUCGCACUACGGCAGACUACGGCGAUACGGCGCGGAACUUUCCCAUCCAUCAACAAGCCAAACAUUGGUGCAAAUAUUUGUGUACACUCGUGGGAACGCGGUCGAAGCUGUUGUAGUAUGUGGAGCAUUUCUCAUUUCAUACUGUUUAGUUUUGGGAAAUAAAAAGUUUUAUGAAAAAUAGAUACACGUGUUCCCUGAAUGUAGCUUUCCUCCAAGGCUGCAUUCCCAACCGCAGUUUCGAUAGCCAAUCUGCCUCGUGAUUAGCUGCAAUCUGCGUGUUUUGCUUUGUGCGUGGGUGUGUGUUUUUAACAGUUUCAAUCCGUUCCAAUCAGCAAACCAUUCAAUGCACUCAUCUUCGCAGAACAUCUCUCUAUUUAUGCCGCAGCUGGAAACAAAUCCUCGCCAAAAUCAAUACUGUAGAACGUAGCUCUGUAAUUCUGUACAUGCUCGUUAUCGCUACGGCACUCUGGUACUGUAGCUUCCGAUUCUAAUAAACAAGCAUUCACGAUAAUGAGAAAUGAUUAAAUGGGAUGGGAGGAUUAACACAGUUUUGCACAAAUAAUGGAAAAACUGUACGAUAGUAUCUGAAUUAUCCGAGCCCUGUAUGAAUGUUAGGCUAGGAGCAGUACGUAGCGAUAUGAAUCAUACGCGAAUGAAGCCAAAAAUAAAGUAGUUUAGUAAGAACGAGGAGUGAGCAGAGCGCUAACGUUAGAACCCUUCAAUACACAAGCGAAUGUGCAUUAUUUCCCUCUCCAUUGAUAGAUUAUCGGCUAAGAUCGUAAUAAGAUGUAGUAAUGACGGAAAAAAAUCACGUUAGAAAAAUUAUAAGUUGUGUGCAGGGCUGGUGGUCUAAUAGUUAAAAAUGUUAUUUUGAAAUGAAAUGUUUGAGAAUUUAUUAAUAUCAGCUUGUUGAAGCUACAACGUACAACAAACGGCUCCUUCUCCGUAACGAAGCAGCAAAAUGAUGAUGAAAAUGAUGAUGAUUGUACCAAGGCGAAACAAAAGAGCUUGUUGGGUGUAUGGUGGGUGAUUUUAAAGUUCAAUUAGUGAAGAGAACUGAACAUUUAAAAAAUUUUAUAGGGUUCCGUUUCCAUGGCGCAGGUAUUGCUUAUGCAUGUUCUGUAAAUAGUACUGUACACUGUGCGUAACGCUACCUACCUACGACGGCUUCCUAAAAUUCAGUGCAAAAGCUAAAUGUAAAAUGAUCGUAUUGAUUCUAUGACGUUCGGAGAAUUUCGGUUAAAUUAAAGCUCUUUUAAUCGGAAUCUGAUUGAAACGUAUGUACUGGCAGUGUAAAACAAGGUUUCGUUGCUAGGCAGAAUAAUGAAAAUACAAAAAAUUUACCCUAGCAAUGUGAGUGUAAGCAAAUGUUGUCAAAAUGCAAAAAAUACAAUAACUAAUUAAAAGCAACGUUAUGCAGAUGAUUGUUGGAGAAUAGUUCGAGAAUUGAACUGCAUGGAAAUAUUCAUUCAAUUAACUCCAAUACACCGCAACAGAGAUAGAGCUAUGGAGAAUUGUGUGACAUUAACAUAUGCACUAUUUUAUUUACAUUUUUCAGAACUUGUACCCACAAAACCUCAAAAAUACAACCAUAACGUAACGAAAAGGGAACGGCGUUACCUUAUAUGUUGCAAUGCGAUUCACAGAUUCACUCCACAUGAACGAAGUGCAUAUAGAAUAAUAUUUUCCGUGGGAGGUUUUAAACGCGCUACGAAACGAAAACCCUGUGGGACGAACACAAAACCCUCUAAAACAAUAUGGAAACGUGAAAUGUUAGGAAUCAAUUUCUGUUCGCAGUUCAGUUUUGCCCUGUCGCAUAUUUUAAUAUGCAGUGAACUAUUAAUUGAUCAGCGAACAUAGUUUGACGUUUCCGAAAAUGUGUAAUCGUGUGUUAAAAAAAUGAAAUGAAAUGAAAUAAAUGCAUAUUAUCAAGCCCAAAGCCACACUUUAGGCGAUGCAACUAACGAUAUAGAAAUCAAACAAACUUUUAACAAACUGCAACCGUACAGGGUUUAAAUGAUUGGAUAACCGAUUCGAUAGAGAGAAAAAAAACAAAACGAACAAAACACUUACCGUUUUAUCUUAGCCACGUCAAAUUACUAACACGACCCUCGGGGUGGUCAUCCCGAUUUAACGAUGUACGACAAACCAUUUUUAAAAUCCAUCUUACAGUUGAGAGAAUAAAAUUGCCUCAAAAGCAG
Molecule: messenger RNA, 5774 nt
Organism: Anopheles stephensi (Asian malaria mosquito)
Lineage: Eukaryota; Metazoa; Arthropoda; Insecta; Diptera; Culicidae
Product: allatostatin-A receptor-like
Exons: 5
Coding region: 456-1541 (361 amino acids)
Biological process (GO): G protein-coupled receptor signaling pathway
Cellular component (GO): membrane
Molecular function (GO): G protein-coupled receptor activity
Source: RefSeq, a predicted model, not a curated record